This is a messenger RNA of Gallus gallus (chicken), 1131 nucleotides long. It is a transcript of the gene PPIL6, whose product is annotated as peptidylprolyl isomerase like 6. Lineage: Eukaryota; Metazoa; Chordata; Aves; Galliformes; Phasianidae. Gene Ontology annotation, molecular function: peptidyl-prolyl cis-trans isomerase activity. The transcript is spliced from 9 exons. The record is from RefSeq and is a predicted model, not a curated record. Gene Ontology annotation, biological process: protein peptidyl-prolyl isomerization. The coding region runs from base 15 to 1025 and encodes 336 amino acids.
GACAAAGAGUUGCCAUGGAUGGUGAGUGGCUGCCUGCAGUGGUGGAGGUGACGGGACUGCUCCAGGACCCAGCUUUCCAUGUAGCCAAGUGCGCAGCAGAGGUGCCAGGAAUUAUGCCAGUGCAGGACGGGUGUGGUGCAAUCACUGGACUUAGUGAGGCUUUGGCUCAGGUGGCACUGAAGCUGAAGUUUCCAAGCAAGUUUGCAGAUCCUGUAGUACAUCCUUUAUUAGAAUUUGCAUGGAAUGAAUAUUUACAGGAGAAGAAGAAGGAGCUGAGAGGUGAGGUGUGGGGAUAUGCCUCCCACGUGAUGUGCUUUGUUAAUGGAUGGCUGCUGGGUGAUGAGAAGGACUUGCUCGAGUGGGCCUAUUGCAAAUGGGGCUACUGUGAUUUUAAGCCUGAGGCCCUUUACCAAGCAAUCACUGAAGAUUUCUACACCAAACACCUGAAGAGCAGCCAGGCAAGUAAUGUGGUUUUACAAGAAGAGUGCAAGCACAUGUUUGUGUAUUUGGACAUAGCCAUUGAGGAGCAGCCCAUCGGGACACUUCUAUUUGAGCUCUUUUCUGAUGUAUGCCCCAAAACCUGUGAGAAUUUCCGUGCUCUGUGCGAAGGAGGAGUGAUGUCUCCCAGCAGCGGCCAAGAGCUCACUUACAAAAAUUCCUGUUUUCAUCGGCUCGUAAAACCCGUGUGGAUCCAAGGAGGAGGUGCAUUUCCAAACGUUCUGAACAUAACUGGGAAAGGAGAUGGAGGAGAGUCAAUUUAUGGUCCCACAUUUGAAGAUGAAAACUAUGCCAUCCCUCACAAGGGAAGAGGAGUCCUUGGGAUGGCUAAUAAGGGCCGCCACAGCAACGGCUCUCAGUUCUACAUCACCCUCCAGCCGGUUCCCUACCUGGAUAAAAAAUGCGUGGCCUUUGGGCAACUGAUUGAGGGCACAGAGGUUCUCCAGCGACUGGAAACCGUACCGACGCAUAAUGAAAGGCCCAGAGUGGUCUGCAAAGUGACGAACUGUGGGACCUUCCAGCCAUGAUCACCAACUGGUUUGCAGCAAGGUAGAGCACUGAUUUCUGCUCUGCUUUUUACAGACCUCGAUGGCUUUCAUGUAAGAUAAAAUAAACACUUCUUGCAAGUGCGAA